Molecule: messenger RNA, 2401 nt
Organism: Planococcus citri (citrus mealybug)
Lineage: Eukaryota; Metazoa; Arthropoda; Insecta; Hemiptera; Pseudococcidae
Gene: Dnai2
Product: dynein, axonemal, intermediate chain 2
Exons: 10
Coding region: 583-2340 (585 amino acids)
Biological process (GO): cilium movement; outer dynein arm assembly
Cellular component (GO): outer dynein arm
Molecular function (GO): dynein heavy chain binding; dynein light chain binding
Source: RefSeq, a predicted model, not a curated record
GUAGUGUAAGUUUAAAAUUGAACCCUUUUGUAUAUCAUGACGAGAUCAAGACUUGUACAUUCAUGUGUGGGUGUUGAAGAAUCAUCCUAGCUGUAAUCUGAUAUCUUGAAUGAUCACUUCGAGGCUCGAGUUGCCAAAAAAGCAAUGCAGUCAGAACGAGUGUUCGAUUUCGAAUUUGACUUUUUGAACGUGUUCAGCGAAGACCUGUACUUUUUGACUUUUUCUCAAAGUUUAUCACGAACGCUCAUGAAUUGUAGAGUAAUUGUAUUACGUUGUAAGAUUUUCGCGUAUCAUUAAGUAGAAUGUAUUAACAUUUUGUAUUUUGUUUGUGAUAAAUGUUUUCUAUUCAUUAUAGUUUCAUUUAUUACUAGCCUAUAUGCAUACACUGACUUGUGCAGACGUCAAGAAAUUAUAUGAUACGUCCAUGGCAACCUAAUAAACAAUCGUACAGUCUGAAGAUUCGUAAUAAAACGAAACGUUUUGUUGUCAUUAGCAAAUACUUAAAAUUCCGGUUGAUUUUUUCAGAUUGGAUGUGAGCUGAAUAAUUCGUUAAUUUUUAUUUAGGAAAUCAACUCUACGAACAUGAGUAUUCAGAACAUUAUUACGAAACGAAGAGGCGAUCUAAUGAAAGAUUACUCCUUUCACGACAAUGAAUCCGAGUUGGUGGUUAACAUAUUUCCCGAUAAAGAGAAAAUUUCAGAAUACAUUUUGAAAGAUCCUGUACAAAAAACUGUGCAAUGUGGUCCACGAUAUGCGGAACACGAGGCUACAACAACUCGAGUGAACUAUGAUAGUCGAGGAAUGAAUCAUACUGAGGGAGGGUGGCCUAAAGAUAUUAAUCCUCUCGAUGCUGAGCAAACAAUGCGUUUCAAGAAGAAAAUCGAAAAAGAUGACAUGUAUAUUCAUUCUGUGCAUCAAUUAUCUCAUACUAUGGAACAUUGUAUUUUACAAAAUAACGCCAUCAAUAUUUACGAAUUAUACUUCGACGACGAAGAAGAAAACAAUCUCGUUUACGAACAUCACAAUUAUAAAACGUUGAACGUAUUUAGAGAUCCAUCGGUUAGAAAAAGACCAAUUCAGCAUAUUUCAUGGUCACCAGAUGGAGGAACACAUUUGGCAGCUUCUUAUUGCAACUUGGCCUUUCAACAGACAUUGAACGUCGAUACCUGUUCUUAUAUUUGGGAAGUAGAAAAUCCGAAUAAACCUGAAAUCACGUUACAUCCGGAUGUACCCAUAGUAUGUUUAGAAUAUAAUCCGAAGGAUCCGCAUGGUCUUAUUAGCGGCUUAUAUAACGGACAAGUAGCUUUUUGGGACGUAAGGAAAGGACACGAACCGGUAGAAAUAAGUCCUCCGGAACACAGCCAUAAAGAUCCGGUUUUGAACGCUCUGUGGAUUAAUUCGAAAUCGGGUACAGAGUUUUUUUCUUCUUCGCCCGACGGACAAUUGAAAUGGUGGGACGUGCGUAAAUUAUCCGAGCCUCUCGAGACACUCAUCGUUGAUCUCACUAAGGGCGAACCUCCUAAAUUAACACGUGCUCAUGGAAUAUCAGUAUUAGAAUAUGAAAAUUCUAUUCCCAUCAGAUUUAUGGUUGGAACAGAAACUGGUCUGGUAAUUAGUGGUAAUAGAAAAGGAAAAACAUCAGCUGAAAAAUUGGCCGCACAAUAUAAAGCUCACCAUGGUCCGAUUUGUGCUCUUCAACGAAAUCCAGCAUUUGUGAAAAUUUUUCUCACGGUUGGCGAUUGGUGUGCUCGGAUCUGGUCUGAAGAUUGUAAAGAAUCUGCUAUAAUGUGGACAAAUUAUCAUAAAUCAAGGCUGACUUCUGGCGCUUGGAAUCCAUCCAGGUAUUCUAUAUUCUACACAACUCGAAUGGACGGUUCGUUAGAUUUGUGGGAUAUUUUACAUCAGCAAAAAGAACCAACUUUAAGUAUAAAAGUAUGCGAUGAACCUUUAAACUGCAUCAGAUGUUACGAGAAUGGCCAACUCGUUGCUACAGCGAAUAACAACGGUUGUAUAUUUCUACUAGAAUUCUCCGAAAAUUUAGCUGUGUCAGCGAAAAAUGACAAAGCUUUUCUAACUGCGAUGUUUGAAAGAGAAUGCAGACGUGAAAAAAUAAUAGAAUCAAAAAUGAAAGAAAUGCGUUUAAAAACAAAAGUUGGUAGAGUUAUUGAUACGCAUAUUGCCAUGAAAGACACUUCCAAAUCCAGUCCAGCUGUAAAUUUAGAUCAAGUAUACAUACAACAAGCAGAAAAAGAAUUUUUUACAAUAAUCGAAGAAGAAAAGAAACUCCGGGAAGAAAGUAAAUACUUGCAAGAAAAAUCUGACGAAUAUUCAGACAUGUAAAAACAACGAAAUUCUAUUUUAUCAUAGUUCUGUUUUUGAAAUAAAUUUUAUAAUUUUUUUA